UCCGUCAAAUAACACCGUGCGCCUGAACAAAAACAAAAACAAGAAAAACACGCCACAAAAAUACAAAAUCGAAAAAUCAAGUUUAAUUUAUAAGAAAACGAAGAUGCGAACGAAAAUUGAUGACUGGGAGGGAUCUGCAUUGGCGAAUGCAGCAAAAAUAUCGCACCUGGUUAACGAAACCACAAUCGGUGCGACUGUCCAGUCAAAUGUUCCAAUUGAGCCAGUAUCAAACAAUAGCAAUGUGCAGCGAGAGCAGUCUAAAGAUCAGUGGAAGCGCGAUGUUUGGCACACAGUUGAUUUGGAAACAGAGCGAAAGCGCAGCCAUGGAACCGCAUUAAAUCUUAUAGACUGCCGAGCUAUUCAAAAUAAACUGGCAUUGAGAAAUGCUGAAAGAAUGCGCCAAAAGCAGAUUCGGUUGGAAAUGGCUAAGCGUCAGGAUAAAAUAAUUGAGUUGGAGGAUAUGAUGGAAAAUAUGAGACUCUCGAAUCUUGAGAAAUCGUCGAAAAAAUUGCAGAAAAAUUUAUUGGAAAAGGAACAUCAAAUCGUGCAGCUGGUUGAACAGAUGGAAAAAAAUGCGCAGCUAGCCGAAGAGCAAGCCAAGCGCGAAAUAGAAGACCACAGCAGAAAAACGACAGAGAAGAUCAAUCGUUUAAAACGGGUUGAGGAAGUCCGCGGUUAUUUCCAGUCGAUCAAAUCGUUAAAGGACCUGUUCAUCAUAAUUUUCGAGAAGUUUGUGAAAACGUGUAUUUCGAACCAGCAAAAGCUUCCAAAUAUCCAGAAAUACAUUGAGGCUAGGGAACGAUAUUUGCAGCGCUACGAAAACCUAAUAAAAUCGGUCAAUUCCGGAAACAUUACGUCGAGUGAAGUUGAUACGUUGGAAGCAAUUUGCGAUGAAAUCAAAGAGAUGCAGCGCUCUGUUGACGAGGAGGUACAAUCUGCAGAAGAAUUGGAACGCACAAUUGCCGAUCGGAACGAAAAAUUGAGACUUGAAGAGGAGAAGCAACAAUUGGAGCAGCAGCAGCAACAACAGGGACUACAACAGCAACAACAACGUCAGCAAGAAUUACAACAGCAACAAGUUCAGCAACAACAACAUCACCAAGUUCAACAACAACAAGUGCAGCAAAGUAGAUCUGACGUGGACACAGCCGAUGGACCCAGCCAGAUAGCUUCGUUGACCGUUUCGCAUGGAUUUGCUAGCGAUGAUAGACUUCGUCAUUAUCAAUCAACAAUGCAAUUCUACGAAAAGUAUGCAGAAUCCGUAAAACCUCUACAGAAUGACGGUCAAAUGAAAAAAUUCAGAUUCGAUUUAUCGAAAUGUGUCAACAUCCUGGCAAAUUCCAUAUCGUCUGUAACGCCGCGACAUUUACAAGACAAGUACGAUCGGUUUGCACUACUUUUAUCGGGCAAUAGCAUUGAAAUCGGUGGUACUCGCGUCAAUCCUCAGGAGCAUCCGCUAGGAAUCCGAUACGUUAAUUUGUUGGUCGCGAAAAUGUUCGUGAAACAGGCAGAUUCUUCGUUGGCUCUUCUCAAAGCUAAUCCCCAUACCAUUGCAUCUUUGAUUUCGGCACUAUGGCAGAAGUUUCCAGAAUUUGGUACCCUUUUUUUGGCCUAUUUAUAUAAGCAUAGCCCGUUGAUUGUACCAUAUCAUAUACAACGGAGACCGAACCAGUCACAUGAAGAUUAUUUAAAAUCGCUGGGCUAUACGUUCAAGGACAAUGAAUGCGAAGACAAGGUGAACUUUCUAAAACGUCUCACCGGUUUGGUUCGAUUAUAUGCUUCGGUAAUUAUUUCCAAAACACGACGGUCUGCCAACAAACCACAUCCGCACAGCAUCGAAUUUGCCUGGAUUUGGCUGUCGAACGAGCUCAAUUUAGAUCCGAUAAACGACAUUAGUGCAACGAUGUUGUAUGAAUUCAUUGUCAUCACCGGUUCACAGCUGUGGACCACUUAUCAACUUCAGUUUGUAAAGCUGAUGCAAUUAGUUCGAAAUGCAUACAUGCCCAAAUUGAACGAGACCGAUUCGGGUGGUCCGACAACAAGACUAGAAAAUUUGGUGACAAAAAUCUUGAGCGAAAAUAAAAUCGAUCCACCAGAGGAUGUGUUGGCGGACAAUUUCUGGUGAUGAAACCCAAUUCAACUAACUCUUUAUUUUGUUAUCAGAAGAAUGAAAACGCUGGGGAAAUAAAAUUGUUGACGACAAAAUCUCUAGAUUGCAAA
Molecule: messenger RNA, 2220 nt
Organism: Bradysia coprophila
Lineage: Eukaryota; Metazoa; Arthropoda; Insecta; Diptera; Sciaridae
Gene: Gle1
Product: Gle1 RNA export mediator
Biological process (GO): poly(A)+ mRNA export from nucleus
Cellular component (GO): nuclear pore; nuclear pore cytoplasmic filaments; cytoplasm
Molecular function (GO): phospholipid binding; inositol hexakisphosphate binding; translation initiation factor binding
Source: RefSeq, a predicted model, not a curated record